This is a messenger RNA of Alnus glutinosa, 1038 nucleotides long. RefSeq lists its product as uncharacterized. Bases 1 to 1038 code for a protein of 345 amino acids. NCBI's taxonomy places the organism in Eukaryota, Viridiplantae, Streptophyta, Magnoliopsida, Fagales, Betulaceae. The record is from RefSeq and is a predicted model, not a curated record. The transcript is spliced from 4 exons.
AUGACAGGAGGUAAAUCCAGAUUGGGUCCCGGGAAUGCAGACGACCUAGGACCAAAGUCAGCUCAGCUAGCCAAGGCCCAAGACAAGCUUGUCCCGGGAAAUCAGAACAAUUCACAGCCUCCACCAUUCCCUGCCCCAGGAGGUGGAGACCAGGAUCGCAUAGCAGCAUUGGAAGCCCAGAUCGAAGACUUAACACAACAAAAUGCAGAAUUACUACACAGGAGGCCGGGACAGUCCCAUCCCGAAAUGAAUAGGGAUGAGCAUGAGGAAGAAGAGCGCAACAGCCAUACCGAUAGCCACGGUCGUGGAGAGAAGGAUCAUCGAGAGGACGAUCACCAAGAAGAUAAUUUUCGGAAAGUUAAUCCUCGAGGAUUAAGGAACAGAAGGCUCGACCAUCAUGGAGAUCGGCGGGAGGAUGCAAGAGAUUUGAACAAAGUUAUUGCUGAGUUGGAGAGAAGGUGCACGUACAUGGAGAUGGAAAGGAAGGACAAAAGUAGAUCCUUAGUGGUGGACAAGUUCUUAAUGGGUACAGACUCACCCUUCAUCAAACGGGUAGCAAACUAUCGACUUCCCGAGAAGUUUAAGGUAGAAGAAUUCAUUAAUCAAGAAGAGACGUUGAAGGCUAUGGCCAGUUCUAGGCAAUACCGAGAGACAGCCCUAAAAAAGAAAAGAAAAGAAUUUAGAAAAGCUGAUGGGGAGGAGCAGAGUCUGGUAAAGAAGUUCCAAGACUAUAACUUUACACCUCUCAAUGCUGGGAAAUUAGAAGUCCUCAUGGAGAUCAAAAGAGAUCCAGAGUAUCGCCGGCCAACCAAAGAUACCAGAGAGUUGGUUCGGUUUUUAGGAGAGCAACGAAAUCAGCCUAGAAAUAAUAGGCCCCAAAAUUGUCGGUACUAUCAGCCCCAAGAUCGUCCUCAGCUAUAUGAGAGGGAUCGGGAGAAUAAUCCCCGGGAGGAUAUAGAAAGAAGAGAGGACAGAGGAAGCAGGAGCCCACAGCGUAGAGAGCCAAGGCAAGAUGAGAUUCUGCUCGAGAUCAGGUAG